Molecule: messenger RNA, 1487 nt
Organism: Anopheles maculipalpis
Lineage: Eukaryota; Metazoa; Arthropoda; Insecta; Diptera; Culicidae
Product: CXXC-type zinc finger protein 1-like
Exons: 5
Coding region: 5-1453 (482 amino acids)
Biological process (GO): positive regulation of DNA-templated transcription
Cellular component (GO): Set1C/COMPASS complex
Molecular function (GO): zinc ion binding; DNA binding
Source: RefSeq, a predicted model, not a curated record
AACCAUGAGUGAGCUCAAGAAAAGAAAGAAAAAAUCCAAAGAGGAAAUCGCCAAGGAAUUUGAUUUGCCCGAAAGGAAAAGUAAAAUUGCCACUAUUUACAAGCAGGAUGGACAGGCUUAUUGCUUGUGUAGAUCGUCCGAUUCUUCGCGGUUCAUGAUAUGCUGCGAUGCGUGCGAAGAAUGGUAUCAUGGAGAUUGCAUCAAUGUUUCGGAAAAGGAAGCCAAACACAUCAAACAUUACUACUGUCAGCGCUGCAAGGAAGAAGAUCCUUCUUUGCAAACAGUAUUCCGGCUAGUCCCGGUAGCCGGGCCAACCCCGAUUCCGGAGGAAAAGAAACCCCCAAAGAAGAGGAAAGAAAAACCGAUCGGCAGUUCGUCGGAGAAGCGCUGCGGUAACUGUGACGGCUGCCUAGCCGAGAACUGCGGUAACUGUGAUGGAUGCUUGGACCUCACAGUGCAUGGUCGCAAGCAGCGGUGCGAGAUGCGUAUCUGUAGUAAUUCGAGCAGCACUCGAAAAAAGGAUCGAGCCGCCGUGAAAGCGGCAGGUCGAAACAAAAGAAGAAAACGAUCGCUUACGCCAGAAGUGAUCCGAAAUCCGGCACUGGAAGGCGAUCGACAAUGUUUCGGUCCCGGGUGCAUUAUGACGGCAAGACCACAGUCAAAGUACUGUUCAGAUGAGUGCGGCAUGAAGCUGGCCACGAGUCGGAUCUAUCAAGUGCUACCUCAACGCAUCCAAGAAUGGUCGCUAAGCCCGGCCGUUGGUGAGGAGCAAAACAAAAAAGCCCUUGAAUCGAUACGCAUGAAGCAAGCAAUUGUGCGUGCUACGCUGGCCGAACUGGACAAGCGCCAUGCGGAGCUGGAUCUGUUGGUUGAGCGAGCCAAGCGAUGUACGCUGGAUCCGAAUGCCUUGGAAAACACCGACAUGGAGGAUGAAAUGUCCAUGUACUGCAUCACUUGCGGUCAUGAAAUUCAUUCUAAAACUGCCAUUCGACACAUGGAGAAGUGUUUCAACAAGUACGAAAGUCAGGCAAGCUUCGGUAGCAUCUUCAAGACGCGAAUAGAUGGCAAUUCUAUGUUUUGCGAUUUCUACAAUCCAGCCAGCAAGACCUACUGCAAGAGGCUCCGUGUGCUGUGUCCCGAACACUGCAAGGAUCCUAAAAUUAGCGAUACUGACGUUUGCGGUUGUCCCUUGGUGCGAAAUGUGUUUCAAUUGACGGGAGAAUUCUGCAGGGCGCCCAAAAAAUCUUGCUUCAAACAUUAUGUAUGGGAAAAAAUACGACGUGCCGAAAUAGAUCUCGAACGUGUCCGACAGUGGUUGAAGAUGGACGAACUGGUCGAACAGGAGCGACAAAUUCGCCAGGCAAUGGCAUCUCGAGCCGGAGUGCUAGGACUCAUGCUGCACUCGACGUACAAUCACGACAUCAUGGAAAAGUUGUGCACUGGUAAAUUUUAAGCUUCUACAAAUGGCCAGUUGAAGAAAGUAGGGA